AUGGAGCGCUUUGUCUACCCGUCCUAUAGCAUCUACCAAAGUUAUGGGAACGCCUUCAGCCAUAGCCACAACGUGGCUCCUAGGCCGCCAUCUAAGCAAAAGCAGCCUGGCUGGAAGCAGAGCAAGAGCAGCAGGAGCAGCAUCCCGAGCCCUUACCGGGGCCCUCUGUCUGCCCCUUCCUCGGCCCCGCUGCCGCCGCCGCCGUCCUCGCCGGAUUAUUUAGACAGCUACAAGCGGGCCCAGCUGAAGGCGCUGCUCUCUCAAGUCAGCCCCGGCCUCGCCCCGAGGCUCCGCAAAGCCAGCACCAAGGAGGUGGGCACCCAGGUCAACCCGCGGGUGGACGCCGCCGUGCAGUGCUCGCUCGGGUCCCGCCAGCUCCAGAGCCUCCUCGGGCGGGAGCCUCCGCCACAGCAGAGCCGCCAACUCUCCCCUUGCCCCGAGGAGGAGGCGGCGGCGGAGGAGGAGAAGCAGCCGCCCACGGGGCGAGAAGGAGGGCAGCAAGCCGAAGAGCCCGAUGGGAAGAAACCUCUGGAGCCGGAGAAGGGCGCUCAGGAGCCGGCUGAGGCGAAGCUUCCAGGCAGCGGGGAAGGAGAAGAACCUGCCCAGCAGCUGCGGGACGGGGAGGGCGACGUGGCCCAGAAAGACGCCGCCGCCGCCGCCGGCGCCGCCCCCACCACUGAGGGCAAGAGAGCUGCUUUCCAGUUCCUAGAACAGAAGUAUGGCUAUUUCCAUUGCAACGACUGCAAGACCAGAUGGGAAAGUGCUUACGUAUGGUGCAUUUCUGGAACCAAUAAGGUUUACUUUAAACAGCUUUGUCGCAAAUGUCAGAAGAGCUUUAAUCCUUAUAAAGUGGAAGCAAUUCAAUGCCGUAUCUGUGCAAAGACUCGUUGCUCCUGCCCCCAGAAGAAAAGGCACAUUGACCUCAAGAGGCCUCACCGUCAAGAGCUGUGUGGCCGCUGCAAAGGCAAAAGACUCUCUUGUGACAAUACUUACAGCUUCAAAUACAUUAUCUAAUUUGUGCUGUUCUUGCACAUGGCACCAUGCACUUUGUUACUUGUUUCAUAACAUGGCUUUGACCUUAGGCUUCUGACCCGGCAUUGGAUACUGGAGUAAAGAUUUUUGUAAGGCUAGGAAAUAUUUGUAGUUUAUUGGGGUAACUUGUAAUGAAUUUGAAUCCCACUUCAAUUGUAAUAGUCGCUAAUAUGGAAGACUAGCUAUAGUACAUGAGAGCUAUAUUGAAGGGUGGGAAAUUGAGGAAUUUCUAUGUAGGAAACCUAAAAUUUCUACAAGGGGCCAGGUUUGGCCAUUUGAUGCUGUUUCAUUUACCCUUAUGAAUACUGUACUGUAACGACAAAUUACUAAUAAAAAGGUGAGCUGUCUCUUUGCAUACCCUUCUAAAACUAAUAAAAACUAAACUAUGCCAUAUAUUGCCCUCUGGUACAAUCUCUGCAGUGGAAAAUAUUUAUUAAAUGGAAUAAACAGAGUAAUUCUGAUCUGGGCAGAUGGUCUGCUUUUUUUUUUGCUCUAACUCUGAAUAAGUGUUAGAUUUAAAAGUCAUACAUUGAUCAUGACUUGCAGAAUCUCUGCCCUUGUAUGUUAUAUGAAAACAGUUGAGUUUCUUUCCUGAAGUAACUUACGAAGAUGAAUUUUCCCUGCCUUGUUUCAUUUUACAAACUGAUAUGGUAAUAAAUGUAGUUGUCUUGCAUCAAGUGUGCUCAGAGUGCCAAGAAUAAGUAAAUAGCACUGGUAGCAACUGUUAAAAAGGAAAUAUGGGUUGGCCUGUAGUGGCAGUAUUAGAAGUGGCAUAGUUUGACAUUAGUAUAGAUAGCUGUACAAUGGGGUGAUCUGAAAUAUAUACACACACAUUCUCUGUAUAAAUUCGGUCUAGGAAAGUGAGUAAGGUGUUGGACAAGAUACCUAUCAGUAGGGGAGAUUAGGCCAGUUUGAGAAGGUAAUCAGCUUUAGUUCUAGUGUCUCAAAUAGCUUGGUUUUCUGACACUCAUAAGCAUUUUCUUAGAGUAUUCUUCCAAACAGAAUGGUGGCAAGGGUGUUUUUGUAGAGACAGCAUUCAAGUCAUGCCAUGUAAGAACGCACUUCUUCCUUGCUAUUUAAGAGGACUGCAACAGGCAGGCACAAAGUUGAGAACAGGCUUGCCACAGAUGGCAGGAUAGGAUACCACUAAGAACGAGUGAAAUUCAGCAAAAGGCAGAAAUAUUCUCCAUACGUAAGGAUUAUGGAGGUAGGCUAAGCAUAAAACUACCCUUGGUUUCAACAGUACAGUAUUGGAGCAGCAAUAUAGUGCAUAUAAAAUCUAAGUUGCAAGCACCUAAUGGGAAAAUGUGUAAAACCCUGCUUUACUUUCUCAUGUACUCAGAACUAUAGCUGAAUCACUUUCCAGGUAGAGUUAAAACUAGGACAGUGUGGGCUCUUAUUUUCCAGAGCUGCUUGAGGAGCAAGAAUUACAUUUUCACCCCAAAGGGUACACUUCCAGCAUAUUUGCUUAGUCAUAAUGAUUAAGUGUACUACUUCUGUAAGUUUGCAUAAAAUAGUGUAUGAACUCGUUCUUGCAACCUCCAUUUUCCCUUUACAAUUUAAAUGUGAGUACUUUACUUCAAUUUUGUUUGAAGGACUAACCCGCUUAAGAGUGGAGAAACAUACACCAUUUUUCAUCCAGCUAGGGGUAUGCACUUGAAGCCAACUUCAGAAUAAACAGCCUAUUUUUCAAAGCUGCUUCGGGUCAAAUGAGAGAUUACAUUUCUGUCUCUCUUAUGGGUAUUUAGAAAGCAGCUAUCUGAGUGCUGUGAUGGCUGCAUGUUCAAAACCAAUUGAAAGCAAUAUUGAUAUGGUUUCAGAAAGACUUAAAGGAAUUGCCUUUGUACCUUAUCAUACACUCAUUCCAUAUUAAUCAGUACACACACAGGCAUGUUUGUAUAUAUGCA
Messenger RNA from Zootoca vivipara (common lizard), 2939 nucleotides. It is a transcript of the gene ZAR1L, whose product is annotated as zygote arrest 1 like. The record is from RefSeq and is a predicted model, not a curated record. Gene Ontology annotation, biological process: translation. Lineage: Eukaryota; Metazoa; Chordata; Lepidosauria; Squamata; Lacertidae. Gene Ontology annotation, cellular component: cytoplasm.